AUGGAUGGGUCUGAUGAUGAGCAGGAACCUGAGCAAGUGGAGUUUAAUGCUAAGAGUGACAUGAGAAAUGUUGUACUGAAGAAGGAGAUGAAGUUCCCUAAUGCAAAGGUGUUCAGAGCUGCUUUGAGGGAGUAUGCAAUCAAAAAACCUAUUGACAUCAAAUUCAAGCUUAAUGAGAAGACCAAGAUAUCAGUUCACUGCAAGAAUGGGUGUGGGUGGAGAUGUUAUGCAUCUCAAAUAAGUGGAGAGCUAACAUUUCAAAUUAAGACCUUGACUGAUGACUGUACUUGUCCCAAGUCUUUCAAAAACAGCCAAGCAACAUCAGCUUAUGUUGCUAAGAGGUUCAUUGAGGAUUUUAGCAAAAAUCCAAAUUGGGAGGUGAGUGGUGUACACAACCAUGUGAUGCAAAAUUUAUCUGUUGACCUAAGUGUAAACCAAGUGUAUAGGUCAAAGAGAAAUGCAAAGGAUUUGAUAAAUGGAGAUGAGCAACUGCAAUAUGGUGUCCUUAGGGACUAUGCACAAAUGAUAACCACUGUAGACAAGGGGAGUAGGGUUAUAUUGCAGACAGAAAUGGCUGAGGAGACUUCCCAGCCAAAAUUUAAGAUGAUGUAUGUUAGGUUCAAUGCUCAGAAGGUAGGAUUUUUAGGUGGAUGCAGGCCAUUUAUAGGUUUAGAUGGUUGUCACAUAAAGCACAGAUUUGGUGGGCAAAUCUUAUCUGCCACUGCCAAGGAUGCAAAUGACAACAUUUUUCCAGUAGCCAUGGCUGUUGUGGAACAAGAAACCAGGGAGUCUUGGAUAUGGUUUUUGGAAAUUUUUGCUGAUGAUAUAGGGAGGCCAGAGGAGCUUCAGUUGGUCUUCAUUUUUGAUAGGCAAAAGGGGCUUAUACCUGCAAUAGAGACACUAUUCCCUACCGUGGAGCAUAGAUACUGUGUGAAACACAUCUACAACAAUUUCAAAGUUGAUCACAAGGGAUUGGAGCUGAAGGAUGCAUUGUGGAGGUGUGCUGCUGCCACAACAGUAAGGGAGUUUGAGAGAUGCAUGCAGUACAUAAGGGAUUUGGAUGAAAAGGCAUAUGAGUAUCUUGCAAACAUUGCACCUGCACAGUGGACAAGGUCACACUUCACUCAUAGGGCCUUAACAGAUUGUUUGGUAAAUAAUUUGAGUGAGUCUUUUAAUACAAUGAUAUUGAAUGGAUUAGGGUUAGACUUAUGA
Molecule: messenger RNA, 1212 nt
Organism: Quercus robur (English oak)
Lineage: Eukaryota; Viridiplantae; Streptophyta; Magnoliopsida; Fagales; Fagaceae
Exons: 3
Coding region: 1-1212 (403 amino acids)
Source: RefSeq, a predicted model, not a curated record